AUGAAAUUCAUUUUAGUUGCACUUUUGUGUUUGGCUUUUGUAAGUGCUGUGGAACUUGAAGAUGAUUAUCAACUUGAUAAUGAAUUUGAAUUAGAAGAAGAAAAUGUUGAUAAUAAUGAAGAUGAGUACGAAUUAGAAGAAGACGAAGGUGAUGAAUUAGAAGAAGAAGAUGACGAAGAAGAAGAAGAAGACGAUGAAGAAGAAGAAGAAGACGAUGAUGAAGAAGAAGAAGACGAUGAUGAUGAUGAAAAAUGGAGAAGAAGACGUCAUAGAAGACAUCACAGAAGACACCCAUGGAGACGUCAUAGAAGACAUCACAGAAGACAUCCAUGGAGACGUCAUAGAAAACAUCACAGAAGACACCAUAGAAGACAUCCAUCAAGACUUCAUAGAAAGGCUUUAAGAAGAAACCAUAAGGCCAACAGAAAACAUGUUAGUCGUAAGUCUAAUAAACCAAAUAGAAAGCACGUUCAUAGAAGAAGUGUUCGUGCCAGAAAGAACGUUUCAAGAAGAAGAAGGGUUAAGGCUAUUAGAAGAUAUAGAAAACUUGCUAAGAAACUUUAUAAACGUGCUUCAAAAUUAUUAAGAAAUAGAAGACUUAAUAAAAAGAACUAUGCUAGAAUUCAAAAACAACUUCUCAGAAUGUCUGCUAUUGCUAGCGGAAAAAUGAGCAGAAAGGCUGCAAAGAGAUAUAUUAAGAAGGCUUCUAAAAAGAUUCUUAAAAUUAAGAAACAAACAAAGAAAACAAUUGACAAUAAGAUGUAUAAGAAGAAUCAAAUUCUUAAAUACAAAGUAAAAGAACUUAGACGUGGAUUAGAUUCAGCCAGACGUGAUCUUAAACAAGCAAAGAGAGUAGCUCAUAAAGCAAAUAAAGAACUUGCUGCAACUAAAAAGAAUGUUCUUUUAUGUAAGAAAAUGACUGUUAAGAAGAUUCAACAAGCUAUAAAGAAGACUAAAGAACAAUUAGCUGCUAGAAAAGUUGCUAAAAAAGCUGCUAAGAAGAUGGUAAAGAAAUUAAAUGGAAGUAAAUGUCAAAAGAAAGAAAUGAAAAUUCUUGUUAAGGCUAUGGCUAAAAAGCUCAAUAAGAAAGAAAUGAAAAAGAUGGUUAAUAAAAUGACUAAGGUUAUUGCUAAAAACAAUAAAAAAAUUAAUAUUACCAAGAAGGUUGCUGCUAAAAAAAUUGUUAGAUUUGGAAAUCAAAAUUCUGUUCUUGUUAGCAGAAUAGUUCGUAAUGUUAUGAGAAAACUUAUGCUCAACUCAAGAAUUUAA
Molecule: messenger RNA, 1269 nt
Organism: Entamoeba nuttalli P19
Lineage: Eukaryota; Evosea; Mastigamoebida; Endamoebidae
Exons: 1
Coding region: 1-1269 (422 amino acids)
Source: RefSeq, a predicted model, not a curated record